AUUGUCGCAACUCGCACUGCUGCAGUUGCAAAUAAUUUGGCUACAUUCUCAUUGAAUAAUUUUAUGAAAUAAAAUUGUAUUAUAAUUUUAGUAGUUUUUGUAAUAAAUCCAAAACGAACUUGAUGACAUUUUGUUAGUGUCUUCGGUCUUACACAGUGCAGAGGAAAAUAUGGAUGAUACAGUAAUUUCGCCAGGGCAUAAGAUGGGUGAUUCGGCCUCGGAGAGCGAUUCGAGUUCUCUCGACGGCGGAGCUAUGUUACCUCCCAGCACUGUUACACGAGACCAACUUCAAAAAAGAAUUGAGUCACUACAGCAACAAAAUAGAGUAUUGAAGGUUGAACUUGAUACAUACAAGUUAAGAGUAAAAGCACUUCAAGAAGAAAACCGAGCCUUAAGACAGGCUUCAGUGUCAAUACAAGCUAAAGCAGAGCAAGAAGAGGAGUAUAUAUCUAACACUCUAUUGAAAAAAAUUCAAGCCUUAAAAAAGGAAAAGGAGACCCUUGCUCAUCAUUAUGAAAGAGAGGAAGAAUGCCUUACAAAUGAUCUUUCUAGGAAAUUAAAUCAGUUGCGACAAGAAAAGUGCAGAUUAGAGCAAACAUUGGAACAGGAACAAGAAUGUUUGGUCAACAAAUUAAUGAGGAAGAUAGAGAAACUCGAAGCAGAGACACUUGCAAAGCAAACUAAUUUAGAAAGGCUAAGGAGAGAAAAGGUUGAAUUGGAAAAUACUUUAGAACAGGAGCAGGAAGCCCUUGUGAAUAGAUUAUGGAAGAGGAUGGAUAAGCUUGAAGCAGAAAAACGUUCCUUACAAAUAAGACUGGACCAACCCGUCUCGGACCCAGCAAGUCCCAGGGACAUUAGUAAUGGAGAUACAGCGUCAAAUCUUAGUAAUCAUAUUCAGACAUUGAGGUCGGAAGUGGUCAAAUUAAGAAACCAAUUGGCGGUAUCUCAAAAUGAAAAUAAAGAGAAAAUGCAACGCUUUGCUUUAGAAGAGAAACAUAUUCGUGAAGAAAAUAUUCGCUUGCAUCGAAAACUGCAACAAGAGGUGGAGAGACGCGAAGCGCUGUGUAGGCAUCUAUCGGAAAGUGAGUCUUCGCUGGAAAUGGAAGAAGAGAGGCAGUUUAACGAGGCUUUUAAUGCGCGAUCACGCAGUGUGUCAUCCCCGGGUGGGUCGCGGCCACUGUCGCCAUACGCCACGCCCUUAAUGCCCACAGGGCUACCUCUAUCUCGACCAGUAUUGCAUUUCAAUUCGCAGCAAGGCCGUCGGCCAAGCGAGCGGUUCGUGAAGCCGGCCGUCCCGGGGGCGAUCGGUUUGCCCCGGGGGCCAUUUGAAGCCCCCGCCCCGGCCCCGGCCCCACUAUCCCCGGCUCUGUCCCCGGCGAUGCCUCAACCAGCUAGCCCCAUGGACACAUCCUCUAAGGACUGAAUGACCACUAAUAACCCCUAGUAUGAGAUUUUGUUAUGUUUAUUACCAUCGUGUAUCGCCCGUUUAAUUUCACUCGUUUUGAGCAGUCAAUUGUCAAAUUUAAAUGACGUUUGACAGGUAUGUUUUUGAAUACGUUUUUUAUUCUGGACCCCAAUUUAUUCGAUAAUAUAGGAUUAUGCCAAUUUUGUUUAUCACAUACAAUUGUAUACAUUUUUGUUCCGAUAUUUCCUUUACAUGUUUAGGAGUUGACUAUAGGUUAAAUGUCAUUGAAAAAUGGCUCACGGUAUCUUUAUUUUGGAUUAAUAUUGAAAAGCCCACUUCUUUACUUAAUCAUACUAAAAUAAAUUAAAAUUGGAAUAUUGACGCGUAAUUAUGGAAAAAAUUUUUUUAAUUAAUAAUAAUAAUAGUCUGUGGGUAUAUAAAAAGUUUGUAUUUAUUCGCUGACGUUAAUAAUAAGAUUUGCUGGUUAUUCUGCCAGACAUUGAUACUAUCCAAUUUCGUUUGGAUUAAAGUUAAACUAUUUAAUUUAACUAACAGAUUUGGGGUCCAAGUUAGAAAUGUUUUAUCAGUUAACAAUCGAAUAAAUUUUGCUAAUGUGUCAAAUUUAUUGUCAAAGUCAUUUUUGAUCUGUCAAAAAUUACGAAAUUAAAUUCGCUUAUUCAUUAAACUGUCUCUUUUCAUCACAACGUAAAUUCAAUUUGUAAGAACGAGACGAAAGUGCUUCAGUGAAAUAUUAACAAGACGGGAUAUUGGUGUUGAAUGAUUUGACGAAUAAUUUUGAUAAUAAUUAAUAUUUAUUUUGGGGAAAAUAUUAUGUUUUGAUCAUUCUAGGGGUGGGAUGCCUUUCGCGGCAGGCUUGUAGAUUGUGAUUUAAUGGAAAUACAAUGCGCGCCUAAACUUAGCUUUUUCCUAUUCAGAAAUUAUUUAAAAAAAAAAUAAUCUUGGUUACCAUGGUAACAAAUAUUUUUAGUUCAUUCAUUUAUUUUCGUUAACAUAGUGAUUAAUUUCUGCACAUAUACAGGGUUUUAUAGAAUCGACUUCUAUGUUGUACAGCGACUGCGAUUAACACCCGAGUUCAAUAUUCAUAAACCAAUAGUUGCUACUAGUCGUAUAAUUCCUUAUUAUACUAGUUUUUAAUUGUAGAAGGCGCUGAGGCUAGACGGUCUUAUCUUCUUUUCACCUCAAUUAAAUUCUCUUCCCUCGUCACUUUCCAUACAACGUAAAUUUAUUAGGUAUUGAUCUAAUCAAAUAAAAGUCGCGCAUUGUACUUUCAGUUGGUACUUUCUAAUAAAUCAAGGAUUUGUAAAGAUUUAAAAGUUAAAAUAAUUCUGAUAUUAAAGAUACAUUAUUUGUUUCGUUGUCAUACUCUGUGAAAAGGCGUUGAUAGUCUGUACCUCUUAAUGGCGACUGUGGUCCUUAAUGUUGAGUUUUUGUUCCGUAUACACAGACUAUAAUGUAUAGGGGAUGCAAUUACAGGCUGAUACUUUAGCAGUCACAGACUGUCUAUCAUACUUUAGAAGUCAUUUUGAGAGAACUAUAUGGAAAUUAAAGUAAAUUUAUUGUAUUUUUAGUUAUUUUGUUCCAAUUUAAGUCGCUAUUAGAAUUUAUAGACCAGCGCUUUGGUUCUGAAGAAAUUAAAAUUAUUUGUGAGCUCGUUUGUACAACGAACACGUGUGCGUUAAAAAAAUGGAAUUAUUUUGACUUUUAAAUAGUAAUUCAGGGUCGUUUUAUUUAUUGUUUUUUUUUUGUUCUAACAUUUUUAUAUUAUGUUUUCACGUUGGAAUUGAGUAUGCUCUGGCGGAGCACAAACAUAGUUUUUAAUAUUGUAUGCGGGCUUUCAUUUUGAUCAUGACAUUUUAACUGUGGUUGUUUUUCGAGUUCUAUAAAUCCAACCGUAAUUGUUACGGGUCGUAUAUAUAACGCCUCGUUUUUAAAACAAUGAUAACGUUAUAUCCAGGGGUUCUUUCGAAGGAAUAGUAAAUGUUUCGGAUUGGUAAUCACAAGACAAACCUUCUAGGGAUUUAUGGUUUCAAAUUCUUCUAGGGAUCUAUGGUUACAGUUAACAUUUUUUUAGCAUUCUCGUUGUAUUGUUAACAUGUUUAAGAUGUUUUGAUCAAAUCUUCUAACAUACUCGCGGUUGGUCUAUCAGCUUACGGCUUAAUAGAUGUAAUUAUUUUAUUGUAUGCGGCUAUAAGGCGACAUAUAAUUGUGCACAUUUUGCGUCCUCGUGUAUAAUACGUGCACAUCGCUCACUGCCUUUUAGAUUAUGUACGAUCCUUUGUGGAUAUUGUGAAAUUCACUAAGAAUACCAUGCUACCCUGUUAUUAAAUGCUGCGCAGCUAGAAUUCAAAUUUGGGAUGCGUUUUUGAAAAACGGAACGUCAUCGUGGGGUUUAUGAACGGAAAACAAAAGACGAUCACGUGAUUCGUUUGUUUGGGAAUGGAACGACGUGUCGAUUGUAAUUGGACGUUCCUGACCAAUUACAAUGGAGCAAUGCUAUUCAACGUUCCAUUUUUGAAAUAUUAAGGGUUUAGAGUCGAGAUUUAGCGCUAAGUAUCACUUGUGUAUGUCAAAAAUGUAUUGUAUAACAUAUGGGAGUGCUAAUUUUCGACUCUCACUCUAUAUGCCCAAUGUAUAUAUUAUUUUGUUAAUAAAUGUACCAGAGAAAUGCUUUUAACCCGCCAAAGGAUCGUGCGAAGUCGGAAUUACUCGGAGGUUUUGAUAAUUAAGGCUCGUCUAGUGUAAUCAUGUUUUAGUUAGAACUGGAUAUAUUGGGCUUGACUGUAUGGCAGUGGGUUCUGUAUAUACUGUGUUAACUUGGGUAAUGUCCUUGCCUUAGCCAAGAAUAUUUAACAAAGGCUCGCGGAAUUUCUUAGAAAGUGGUCACGUGAUCAUUCGCAUCUAAUACUUGUGGAUAUUCUUGGCUAAGGUCCUGCUCGAAGGGGUGAGUUAAAGAUUUAGCGCGAAAUGACUUAUGUCAAAAAAUAAUAUUUUGACAUUAAUUUAGCGCUAAGUCUAUGAUAGCCAUAGACAGCAGUAAUUGAGCAGCUUGAUUUUGGACAAACCUCAUGCCGUGGACACCGCUCUUGACCGUUUUUUUGUUGGUUUGGCAUUUGGAGAGCGGUGGUUGCCGGCUCACUGCGUUCAAUUGCGAUAAUUUUCACUUUAACAGUUUAUUUUUUUCAUGUUAUUAAAGAAAUAUAUAUGCAUUAAUUAUU
Messenger RNA from Pieris napi, 4641 nucleotides. Its product is annotated as coiled-coil domain-containing protein 6. The record is from RefSeq and is a predicted model, not a curated record. The transcript has 11 exons. The coding region runs from base 170 to 1423 and encodes 417 amino acids. NCBI's taxonomy places the organism in Eukaryota, Metazoa, Arthropoda, Insecta, Lepidoptera, Pieridae.